Cantharellus anzutake is the source of this 4842-nucleotide messenger RNA. Its product is annotated as multidrug resistance-associated ABC transporter. Gene Ontology annotation, molecular function: ATP binding; ATP hydrolysis activity; ABC-type peptide transporter activity. Gene Ontology annotation, cellular component: fungal-type vacuole; membrane. The record is from RefSeq and is a predicted model, not a curated record. The transcript is spliced from 33 exons. Gene Ontology annotation, biological process: transmembrane transport. The coding region runs from base 1 to 4842 and encodes 1613 amino acids. NCBI's taxonomy places the organism in Eukaryota, Fungi, Basidiomycota, Agaricomycetes, Cantharellales, Hydnaceae.
AUGGGAGGUUGGCAUGCAUGGGAGGAGCCGUAUGCACUCCUUCGCUUGAUACUAGGUGGUUUUGUUCCGUUUUUCCUUGUUAUCAGUUUCGUCUUAGGCUCUCAGCCGGCUGUUCACCGGGUUUUCUCCCCAAUCACUAAACAUUGUUCUGCGUUCAUUACCAAGCGAGAGGCGGAAGAUACUCUUCUCUUCGAUCGCGCAUCUGAUACUACAGAACUCAGAGACGAACCAUCCCGGAUUUCGAACUGGAAAACGGGCCUCAUUGUUUCCAUCGGCUUAACGGAGGCCAUUAUUUGGAUCAUAUAUGGGGCGUAUGCAGUUGCUGCAUUGGUGGAAUCUCAUUGGGGAGCUUUGAUAUUCCCUUUCUUCGUGGCACUUUCCUGGGUUUACGUCCUUUUGCGGCCUCUAAUUCGGCCCAUCGUCACCACCCCAUUCGACCUAUUUGUCCUUAUUGGUUUCCACUUGACAAUAUCCACUGUUGAUAUCGCAGCCCUAAUAUACGGGAAAAUCGCAAUGGGAACAGAAAUGCGCAAUAUUUUGUUAUUCGCGCUUUUGGUCAGUAAAUGGCUCGCCUCCCUGGUGGUUCUUGUCAUUGUCCUGGGAACUCCACUGGAUAUACCUUCGGCGAACGUCACUUCCGGGAAAAUAGAAGGAAAGCAUCCUGAAGAUUAUACUACGCUUUGGGGUUGGAUUUCCUUCUCUUGGAUGCAGCCUCUUAUGCACGAGGGCCUAGUACGAACACUGAACGAAGAAGACGUCCCAGACAUGAGCGUCACCUCGCAAUCUAAACCUCUCUUCAUGAAGUUCAAUACACUCCAAAAUAAAUCGCUCUUACGACGACUGUUCGUGGCCAAUAGGCGCGAUUUGUUCGUCGACUUCGUACUUACUGAGGCGUCUGUGUUUCUCCAAUACGCUUCACCAUUCUUUCUCAACGAGAUCCUCAAGACCUUCGAGAGUCCCACCCCGGAGGCGCGUUCCAAGGGUUAUAUUUACGCAAUCCUCUCCUUUGUUUGCUUGGUCUGCAAAGCCCAGGCUGAUGCUCAACACCUUUACUUUGGUCGUCGGGCUGCCACCAGAUUGCGAUCGGAGCUCAUGGCAUCUGUAUACGAUAAAGCGCUCAAGAGGCGUGACGUAUCUGGGACUUUUAAGAAAAGGAAAGAUGACGAAGAAGUCAAAGGGCAUAAUAAGAAGGGGUCUUUUUUCUCAUCCAGAAGUCAAUUGAAGAACAAACCAACGGAUGACACGAGCAGCGCAGACAUCGGAAAAGUCGUCAACCUCAUGAGCGGUGAUGCGAACCGAGUGGCAAUAUUCGUUUCAUCAGCAUAUUUCUUUUACGGGGCACCAGUAGAGAUCAUCAUUGCCGGCACCUUCCUCUUCAACAUUUUGGGUUGGGCAGCAUUCUCUGGCUUCCUCGUAUUGAUCUUGACGGCCCCUCUGAACGCUUAUUUGUCACGGAGGGCAGUGAAGAUAAACAAAUCUUUGUCGGCCGCUCGGGACAAACGUAUGGGAGUUUUAAACGAGUUCAUAAGUUCAAUAAAAUUUAUCAAAUUCUUCGCAUGGGAGGAGAAUUUUCUGGGACGAUCUCAAGAUGCACGGAAGAAAGAAUUGAAGAUAUUGGCUAAAGUGAACAAUAUAAGAACGGACAAAUACUAUCCUGUUCUCACUGCUGUGGGUGACUCUGCACCUGUCUCUUGGAGCGUUGCGCCAAUAUCCGUGUCCAUUGUCACAUUCUUGACUUACACUGUGAUUCUCCAAAGGGAACUCACUGUCCCAACCGCGUUCACUGCCAUCGCCAUAUUCAACAUGCUCCGUAUCCCUUUGAACGUCAUCCCUAACUUCGUCGUUCAACUGCUCCAAGCAUCUGUUUCCCUCAAGCGUAUCGAAGAGUUCCUGAACGAGGAGGAGGUUGACCCGGAAGUCUCAUCUUUGAAGCGAGAAGUCGUCCGUACUUCGUCGCAACCUUCAAGCAUCGGGAUUCGGAGUGCAUCGUUUCAAUGGGCUAAAGGCGCGUCUCACUCCACCCUGUCUCUGACGUCACCUCGGACAGACACCGCAGUGGAUGCAUCUAAAGUUACACAUGCACCCGAGGAUUCGGUUUUCGAAUUGCGUGACAUAUCCGUGGAGUUCCCUAACGGUGUGCUGUCAGUGAUUACAGGUCCUACGGCGUCGGGAAAGAGUGCACUUCUAUUUGCCUUGCUCGGUGAAAUGACUAUGCUUCCUGAAGGGCAGCGCUUACUCCCCAAGGAUCCUUCCAGCGUGGACGAGUUCGGUCUCACUAAUUCCAUUAGUUAUUGUGCUCAGACUCCCUGGCUUCAAUAUAUGUCGAUAAGGGAAAAUAUCUUGUUUGGUGCAAAAUACGAUAGCGAACGUUAUAACGAAGUGCUCGAGUGCUGCGCCUUAUCGCCAGAUCUUGCUAUAUUUGAAGACGGAGAUGCGACGGAGGUCGGUGCUCGUGGUGUAACAUUGUCUGGUGGCCAAAAAGCAAGAGUUGCACUGGCUCGUGCAGCAUACAGCUAUUCCAAGUUUGUGCUCCUUGACGAUGUAUUUGCUGCUGUUGACAGUCACACUGCAAAUGUUUUAUGGGAUAAGUUAUUCCAGGGACCCCUGAUGAGAAACAGAACCGUUAUUCUUGUCACUCACCAACUAGAUUUGGUGCUCGGAGGAGCACACUACCUGGUUCGCAUGCUGGACGGACGUAUCGCUCUCCAAGGAGAGAUAGAUGAUUUACGUUCCAAAGGCAAACUGGAUGCGGUUAAGCAGGAUGCAGUGACUCAGGUUGAGGUCUCGCCACAGAUCGCUCACAUUCCUGAAGAAUCCGAUCCGGUCGUGGAAGGUUCUCCGGAAGCGAAUGGCAACAGUAGAUCGGCGCGGAAGCUCGUCAAAGACGAGGAAAGGGCGAAAGGAAGCGUCAAAUGGUCUGUGUAUAAAACAUACCUGACCGCGUGUGGGUACUGGGUUCUGCCUUGCGUGGUCGCUGGCAUCGUGCUCUAUCAGAUAGAUGUUUUGGGAGAAAAGCUGUGGAUAAGGCAAUGGGGUAUUGCCUACGAAUCUCACGAGCACAGUUCCCUUGUGUCAACAUACUUCUCCAGUUAUUCCUCGGUUAUUCAUUUCGAACCAAAGAUGGCAAUCGGUUUACCAUACGCCAAUGGGACUACGAUCAGCGCGGAAGCGUUGCCAUCGCCGUACACUCACCCGCUGUUUUAUGUCCUGAUAUAUGGAGCCAUCGCUCUGGGUGGCGCUCUGGUCACCUGGAGGAUUCUCAACCGUUUUGGCUCUGAUAUCAUUACGAUCGACUCCUCGAUUAGCGCGUCUCUACGCGGUACAACAUCGUGGAUUGCUGCUUUCAUCGCCGCCAUGCUUACGGUUACAAUAGUCCUCCCACUAUUUUUGCCCGCUGCUUGCGUCAUGGGAUAUUUCUACUACCGGUACUCUGUUGCUUAUGUGCGAACAGGAAGGGAUUUGAGGCGUAUGGAAAGCAAUUCUCGCAGCCCCAUCUUUGCAUCCUUCGGUGAACUAUUGGAUGGAAUUGUGACAGUUCGUGCAUAUUCAGCGGAACAGCGUUUCUUCAACACCCUUCACACCAAAGUGGAUGCGACGACUAAAAUGUGGUUCCAAUUUUGGAUGGCCAACCGGUUCCUACUGCUCCAUUUUGAUUUCCUAUCUGCAACCAGUAUCCUGCUUACAACUAUUGUAGCAAUAUCCUUGGGCGUUGAUCCAGGCACAGCCGGUCUUUGCAUUACGAGCGCCAUGGCGUUCACAUCCUCAGUGUACUGGACAUGUCGGUUCAUCACUCAGCUGGAAAUGGACACUAACGCCGUUGAGCGUGUUGUUGAGUAUUUGAAUCUGGCCCAGGAGCCCCCCGCCAUCAUCGAAUCAAACCGACCUCCUGCCUAUUGGCCAUCAAACUCGUCAGAGUAUAUAGUGCAUGUGAAUGACCUCGUUAUUAAAUAUGCCAAGGAGUUGGAUCCGGUGAUAAGAGGCGUUACAUUUUCGCUACGCAGCGGAGAGAGAAUAGGAUUGGUGGGGAGGACCGGAUCUGGAAAAUCGACCCUUGCGUUGUCAUUUCUCCGUUUUGUUGACCCUUCCGAGGGCAGCAUUAUUAUCGAUGGCAUUGACAUUGUCACUAUCGGAGUACAAGACCUUCGGUCUCGAGUGACGUUGAUACCGCAGGAUGCGACACUUUUCAGUGGUACUAUCAGAGAGAACUUGGAUCCAUUCGAAGAACAUUCUGAUGACGAGCUUCUCGAUUCGUUAUUCCGUGUUCAGCUCAUCACUCCGAGUCAGUACAAUUCGCGAAGAUCAACUAGAGCAUCUACCCGAGCGUCUUCCCCCGCUGCCCUGGAGCCUGAGGACCAGCCGCAUCCAGAGACAGGGUCCAUCCCUAUUCCACCUCCCGUGCAGGUAGUCGCCACCCUUCCUGAAAACAUGGAGCCCAAAAUCGACAUCAAUCUGGACACACAAGUGGCAGCAGGAGGGUUGAACUUUAGCCAAGGUCAACGACAGCUCAUCGCGAUGGCCCGUGCUUUGCUGAGACAAAACGCGAUUGUCAUAAUGGAUGAGGCAACGAGUUCCAUUGAUUUCGAGACAGACGCAAAAAUUCAAAACACUAUACGAGAUGAGUUCAAGUCAAGCUUAUUGAUCACGAUUGCGCACCGAUUGCGUACGGUCAUUGAUUAUGAUCGAUUAAUAGUACUCGAUCAAGGGAAAAUAGUGGAAAUGGACACUCCAGCAAAUCUCAUCUGCAAAGAAGGGGGCGUCUUCCAACGAAUGUGUCUCAAAUCUGGAGACUUUGCGCAGCUUAAAGGAUCAGCCCUGGCUGCGGCGCACACUCACACUCAGUGA